Brassica napus (rape) is the source of this 711-nucleotide messenger RNA. RefSeq lists its product as uncharacterized. The transcript is spliced from 2 exons. NCBI's taxonomy places the organism in Eukaryota, Viridiplantae, Streptophyta, Magnoliopsida, Brassicales, Brassicaceae. The coding region runs from base 1 to 711 and encodes 236 amino acids. The record is from RefSeq and is a predicted model, not a curated record.
AUGAAAAUUCUCAGGAAAAAGCAUAAGAGUUUUGUAGAUCUUCUCCGUUUCAGUUCUGGGUUUGGUUGGGAUGCAGACACGAAGAACUUCACUGCUCCAAAUGAAAUAUGGGAAGAAUAUUUGAAGGGUCAUAAAAAACAUAAAUACUUACGUGAUGAUACAUUUGAAGAUUUUGAAGACCUAGAGAAGAUAUGUGGAAAAAAUAUUGCAAAAGGAAAUAAUACAGUUGGCUUAGGCGAUACUACAGAUGCCCGCACUUAUACAACAGGAGAUAAUGAAUGGGAAUAUCAAGGAGGAUCUCCUCAAAUGAUCGGAGAUCACGAGGAUGAUGAUGAUGAUACUGAUGGUAUAGAACAAGCUCCAUCUUUGAGACAGAAGAAUGUGAUAGAAAAGCUCCCCAUAAGAAAGAGAGCUAGGACUGAAGUAUAUACUGUGGAGAAAAUUUCUGAGGAGAUAAGUGCUGUUACUGGAACAACCAACCAAAUAGUCAGUAUGAUACAACAAAGAUGGCAAAAAGAAGCUGAAGAAAAAGAAGCUGAGGAAAAAGUUGGUACUGUGUGGGAUGCUAUUAAGGAAAAUCAUGAUUUAGAAGAGAAUGACCGUUUUGAUGCGAUGGACUUAGUUCACCAGUCUGGAAUGAAAGUUUCAUUCAUAAGUAUGACUAAGGAGGAACGUUUUAGAUGGAUUAAACGUAGUUUACGUAAGCCAUGA